AUGGCGGACCCGAUCCAAGAGCAGCAGCAGCAGCAGCAGCAGCAGCAAGUCGUCAAUGAGAAGCCGGUGACAAACGCUCCGGCCCCGACGACGACCCAUGGCCGGGCUGGCGGCCACAUCAACGACCAGGAAGUGCAGUUCUGGAAGGAGCGAGGCCACGACCUCCUGGCCCGACCAUCGGAGCACAUCAACUCGCGCUCGCCAGCCGGCGCGCAGCCCUGGUACGCGGGCUUCUUCGAGUGCUUCUCCCCCGUCGACACCUGCCUGAUCACCUGCUGCCUGCCCUGCGUGACCUUUGGCCAGGUGCAUCACCGGAUGCAGCGGUCCGCCGAGCUCGAAGGGUACGAGCCCAUCAACACCAGUUGCCUGCUGCUGUGCGGCGCGGCCUGCGUCGGCCUGGCGUGCGUGCCCGUGGCGAUGCAGCGCCAGAUGGUCCGCGAAAAGUACAACCUCGAGGGCAGCUGCAUCGGCGACUUGGCCAGGACGUACUGCUGCGGGUGCUGCGUGCUGGUGCAGAACGACAAGGAGGCGCAGCAUCGCGAGCGGCUCCUCCGACAGGGCGGCGGCGGCAGCGGCGGCAUCAACGAGCAGUACGCGCCGGCUCCCGCGAUGGCCGUGCCGGGUCAGCAGGUUUGA
This is a messenger RNA of Cordyceps fumosorosea ARSEF 2679, 636 nucleotides long. RefSeq names its product DUF614 domain protein. The transcript has 2 exons. The record is from RefSeq and is a predicted model, not a curated record. Bases 1 to 636 code for a protein of 211 amino acids. NCBI's taxonomy places the organism in Eukaryota, Fungi, Ascomycota, Sordariomycetes, Hypocreales, Cordycipitaceae.